CCAACCUCCGCGGUAAAAGGACCGGCUCUUCCUCACAUCAUUUAAGAUGAAAAUCGCUGUCAUAGUUUUGUCGCUCUUGGUGGUUUUCACCCACCAGCAAUUCUACCACCGCCAGCCAUCGACUGCGGCAGAGAGACUCUUUUGGUUGUCGCGUUAUUACUCACCACGGCCUGCCUUCGAUUAUUACAAUCGCCAGCCCGUUAACUACGCUGAUGAUAAUCAAGCCGACGAUGACGACGACUCGUUCCAUCCAUUUAUGCCACCAAGUCCCUCCGCAUUUUCACAAAAGGCCAGGCCUUAUUUGAAUGCUGUGGAAAAUCCAAGUGACGAAGAAGAAGAGGAUCAGUUUCCUGUUCAAGUUCAAGGGAGAAGGAAGACGGUGAAUAGUUUCCCGACUCGUUUCCGGCCGUCAUUUUUGCAACCCAAACCGCAGCACCAGGACGACCCGCGAUUUCUCAUCAACUUGGCCAGUCCCAAUUUGUUAACCAGGAAAGUCAAAACGAUUACCUUCACGUUGACGUCGUCGUUGACGUUUACCAGCGUCCAAUCGUGCAUUCCCAGUGCCCAAUUUGCAACCGGGGCGGCUGAAAUCACUUGUCGCCGCAAGAGACGCGGCGGAAUCGUCGAAGCUCUGGACAUCAGCAAACCGGAAGACACUCAAUUCGUCAUCAUUCCAACAGAUGUGCAGCCGGUAGAGCCGACGGAACUUACGUCACUGGAACUGUCGAAUGAGAAUGGCCAAUGGAAGAAAAACCAGACGUUGAAUCACGAACUCGUUUCUUCUAUAAACGAAGAUUUGAAUGAGGAUGCGACGGAGGAAUCGUCGGUUGCGUCACCAGCCGCGCUGCGUUCGAGAGGACAACGAUUCUUCAUCCACUUGGUAACGACUGCUACUGUGACCAGCUACUCGUUUCUCUCGACGACCGUCACCAAGACCGUCAGCCUUUUAAACACUAUGUUAAAUCCCGGGGGAGGACUGAUUUGCCGCCCUAGUGGCUAUUCCGUCUGUCCUUUCACCAGCAUAAUUCCAGGCUAAUGCGUAAGGACGUAUAAGGUCUUGUGAUUACAGCUUUUCCUCGCUUAAUGCUUUACUCUUGUGAUUAGAAGAAAAAAAUCGCUUCCGCUAUCGACAAGUUUUCUGGGACCUUAUCAUUUUUCGUACUAGGAAUCAGCUUUUAUUUAUUUAUCGAGACACAUUUUGAAUUCUGGUGGUGGAAGUCAAUUUGGUUUCAAUAUUUCUAUCGCUCAUUAUAUUACCCACAUUCAUACUUUUU
This is a messenger RNA of Daphnia pulicaria, 1274 nucleotides long. RefSeq lists its product as uncharacterized. NCBI's taxonomy places the organism in Eukaryota, Metazoa, Arthropoda, Branchiopoda, Diplostraca, Daphniidae. The transcript has 4 exons. The record is from RefSeq and is a predicted model, not a curated record. Bases 47 to 1036 code for a protein of 329 amino acids.